AUGGUUCUUGUUGCGGCCGGCCAGCUCUGCUCCUCUUCAAGCCUCAAGGAAAACGGCCUGCGGGCAGCCGCCCUGAUCCGCAGGGCGGUGGCGCAGAAUGCCAAGAUCAUCUUCCUUCCAGAGGCAGCAGACUAUAUUGCCUCGAACGCCACCCACUCCAAGGCGCUUGCGCAGUCGUAUGAGACGUCGCCGUUCAUCGAGACGAUCCGAGCCACCUUGAAGGAACUGCACUGCGGCGGACAGUCGAUCCAGGUGGCCGUCGGCAUCCACGAGCCGGCGGCCAACGACCCGCUGCAACGCACCAAGAACACCCUCGUCUACCUCGACGCGGACGGCGAACUUCUGCACCGGUACCAGAAGCUGCACUUGUUUGAUGUCGACAUUCCGAACGGACCCAUCCUCAAGGAGUCCAACUCGGUCCAGCCAGGCUCCGAGGUGCUCCCUCCGUUCGACACCCCGGCAGGGAAGCUCGGCUUGGCCAUCUGCUACGACUUGCGCUUCCCGGAGCUGGCCCUCCGUCUCCGCACGCUCGGCGCAGAGAUCCUCACGUACCCGUCUGCCUGGACAAUGAAGACGGGUCCGCACUUCCAGGUCUUGGGCCGGUCCAUGGCCAUCCUCACCCAGUCCUACGUCGUCCUUCCUGCACAGAAGGGCGUCCAUGACGUCCUUGCCGACACCAAGGGCUCCGCCGCUGCUCCAGACACCCCGGCGAUAGGCUCCAAGAGGGAGAGCUACGGACACACCUGCAUCAUCGACCCGAACGGCACCAUCCUGGCCGAGUGCUCGGACGCCUCCGACGCCGACCAGCUCUGCGUCGCCGAUAUCGACCUCGAUGUCGUCGACAAGAUGAGAACAAACAUGCCUCUCUGGUCCCAGAGACGCGGCGAAGAAGUAUUUGGCUACUUCCCCUAG
Molecule: messenger RNA, 912 nt
Organism: Pichia membranifaciens NRRL Y-2026
Lineage: Eukaryota; Fungi; Ascomycota; Pichiomycetes; Pichiales; Pichiaceae
Exons: 1
Coding region: 1-912 (303 amino acids)
Molecular function (GO): hydrolase activity, acting on carbon-nitrogen (but not peptide) bonds, in linear amides
Source: RefSeq, a predicted model, not a curated record